UCGUUUUGUUUUGUUUACGAACGGUUACUUGACAGCGCGUGCCCGCCAGGCGAUUGCCGACCACGACGACGACUUGCAAGCGAAGCGAACUGCCGCUGCCGACCACACGACUGCAGUGUGUGAUAAUAGUGUUUUUGUUACGGCGGUACGUAACACGGUAAUUCGCGAUGAAAACGAGUGCGUCGAGUUUGGAGGCCCACGAAGGUCACAUGACCGCGUCUCGGCAUCCGCCGUUGGCCCGUUAACGUCCGUUUUUUUUCGCGCGCUCGCUGACGACGCACACGCACUGCAGGCCUACUCGCUACUACGACAGCUGUGCGUGUGCGCGCGAUUUUCGUGUCCACGGAUCGCGGGCAUAACAAUAUCACAACUCCAGCCACCUAUCAUUUCCAUCGUUAUUUCUUGUUGGUGACUCGAUAGUCCGUAUUAUCCUGCCUCGAGACAACCGUGGUGAUCAUCGCUGUGCGAUUAGUCCUCAGGGGUGCUGUACGUCCCAGCGGACGAUCCCGCGCUAUAUUAUUUUGUUUAUUCUGUAUUCGGUUAUCGUCCGAAUAACGGUCGCCAGUAGUGGUUGUUGUUGUAGUGAUAACAACGCGAAUCAUGUCUGGCAGACCAAAGCGCAGAGGCCGUCCUCCGAAAACUCCGGGUUCAGACAAACCCAAGUUUCAAAUGCACUUGCUGAAAAAACCCAAGUACCUGCAGAACCUCGAGACUGUAGACGUUGUCCAAUCUCCAGCACCAGGGCGGUCUGCAGCCUCAAGACGCAGCGCUCCUGCGUCUGUUGGUAAUCGUACCGUACCUGUUGUCGAAACGCCAUCGCGUAGCACACGGCGAUCUAAUCAAAAGCCCAAAACGCCCAAGACGCCAGUUGUACCAAAAUCUAGGACACUGCGUCCUUCGACUAGUAAGAAGAAGAAUAAGAAAAAGACUACUGUUGACAAAAGUCAUGAUUACCACUACGGUUCUGACUUUGAUGAGUCUGAAAAGAGUGAAGAGCCCUCUGAGAGUGAACAGUCUGACACAAAUGUUGAAGAUGUUGAUGAUGUUAGUGACAGUGAUUUCUCCGUGUCUAGCUUUUCUGUAGCCAGCCGUGCACGUAAAAGCAAUGUUUCUUAUAUUAGAAAUCCCAGUCCUGAGCCAUUAUGGCUUAGGGGUGAAGAAAUACCCAAAUUGGAAUUACCCAAAUCCUCAGAAGAUCUCCUAGUGCCCACUGAACAUGUCAUGCAGGCAUUGAGCGUUUAUGAAGUGUUAAGACGGUUUAAAAGUCAGGUGCGAUUGUCUCCAUUUCGAUUUGAAGACUUUUGUGCAGCUCUUGUUUAUGAAGAGCAAAGCUACCUGUUGGCAGAGAUUCAUAUUAUGCUGCUUAAAGCAAUAUUACGAGAAGAAGAUUUACAACAGACUCAUUAUGGUGCUGUCGAUCAAAAAGACAGUAUCAAUAGUGUAUUGUAUUUUAUGGAUACUAUUACAUGGCCUGAAGUAUUACGAGAAUACAUUGAAUCUGAUAAAUCAUUUGAUCCACAAGUUCUAAAAGUAUUUAAUAAUGGAGAUGAAUAUCCAUUUACAAACAUCAAAAAUAGAUUAUCUGUACUGCAGUUUUUAACUGAUCAAUUUUUAACGUCUACUCUUAUUCGAGAAGAUUUUAUUCAUGAAGGUCACAGUUUUCAAUAUGAUGAUCAUUGCCGAGUGUGCCAUAAAAUGGGUGAUCUUUUAUGUUGUGAGACCUGCCCAGCUGUAUUUCAUUUAGAGUGUGCUGAGCCUCCUUUACAUGAUGUUCCUACAGAAGAUUGGCAAUGUAAUUUGUGCAAAGAGCAUAAAGUCAUUGGAGUAUCUGAUUGUAUACCUGAUGAUGAGAAAUCUGGUUUAUCGUCCCGUCAGGACCACUUGGCUUAUGACCGACAUGGUCGUAAAUAUUGGUUUCUAGUUAGAAGAAUUUUUAUUGAAAAUGAAGAAACUGGAGAGUGUUGGUAUUAUACAACAGAAGAACAGCUAGGAUUAUUAAUAGACUCAUUAGAUCGUGAAAUGGAAUCUACUCUUUUCAACGAAAUAGAAAAAGUCAAAGAAGAAAUUAAUCGACAAAUGAAAAUAACUAUGGACUUAACUUUACAGUAUCGACCAUCAAAUAGAAAAACAUUUUUGGAUAUAGAAAACAGUUAUAUAAUAAGUAUGAGAGAAGAGAUGCAAAAGAAAAAAGAAACUGAAAUGUCAAAGAAUGAUGGUAACAGUGAAGAUAGUACUGACAAUGUGAAGGAAGAUAAUGAAUCAAAAAAAGAAAGUAAACAAGAAAAUUCAGAUGAUGUAUCUGUAGACAAAAAUGAAAAUGAAGAUGGUAGUGGUGACUCAAAAAAUGAUGAAAAUUCGAUGGAUGUUGAUGAUAGUGAACAUAAUCAUAGUUUAAGGAGUACUCGUAACAGAUCCUUACGUUUAAAACCUGCACAAGUUUCACAACGCCCAACGCCAGAACAACCGAAAAAAAUACCUGUGAUUGAAAAACCUUCUCCAGUUCAUUCGUAUUUAGAUAACUUGGGUACUAGAGUAACCCGAUUCAAAGCUCAACACAUAGCAGCUGGUACCUAUUUAUACAAACUUGGAAUGGAUAAUAGCUUUAAGACAUAUGUAAAUCAAUACAGUACAAACCCCACUGCAUUAAACAAGAUUCAAAAAAAUGAAGAACGUGAUAAAAAACGAUAUAUGUCCCACAAAUUUUCACUUACGGGACCUGGUGAAUUCAAGUGGUGUGGACAAAUAUUUGGUGCUCGUUCAACACUGAUAAGUACUGUCAAACAAACUAUUAUUUCAUUAGACAACUUGUUACCAUCAUCAUUGAUGCAUAUCAACUGGUCAGUGUUACGUAAACCUUGGUUAAAUCAAGUUAAUUCUUGUUCUACUCCCAAGGAUUUUGCAAGAGUUAUGGUUGUUUUGAUGUCUUGCAUUAAACCAGUUGUUUAUGCACCAGUCUGGCACGAACAACUUGGACAUGUUAAAAUUUAUCGUAUUACUCAUGCAGAACGGGAAGAAAAGAAAAAAACAGACAAAAAAGAUAAAAAAGAUAAAGAUGCAGAAGAAGAUGAGCGUAAUAGAUUGACCAUACAUUUUGUCAAGUAUACUCUAGGUUUGAAACAUCAAGUUCACAAACAAAAAGGAGAAGAAUAUAGAAUUCAUGGUCAAUGGGGAUGGCAGUGGCUAUCAAAAACAAGAGAUUAUAAAUUAGCUGAUUCUUCAAAACAAGGUUUAGCAGCUGGACCUGCCAAAAGAAUUUUUCAAGGCAAAGAUGAUAAAGGAGUUCGAACAUUUUCUAUCGCCGAAACACUUUACGACUCUAUAAUAUUAAAAGAAUGUACAUUUGACUCAGAAGUGUCAAGUAAAAUUCUUGAUGACCAAAGUGUUAUACAUUUAGAUAGUGUUUCAGAUAUUGAUUUUGUAAAUAUGAAAAUCCUUUCACCCAUUGACAAACUUGAUGAUAACAUUGAUAUAAGCAGUACAUUGUGUUCUACUAGUCGUAUAAUGUAUCCUAAACUAGCCAAAAAAUGUAAAACUGACAUGUUAUUGCCAAGAAGAAUGCAAUUAAAAUUAGCUGAAGAAAGAUCAAUAAUGACAAAAAAUACGAAUGCUUCAAAAACAGUUCCAGAAGCUGUAAAUACUAAGCCUUCAAGUGCUCCUCAAUUGUCUUCUGAAGUCUUGGCACAAAUAUCAGAAAAGUCCAGCUUAUUGUGCAAUUUACAAAAACGUGUGAUUCAACUCAAACAGCAUUAUUUAUCGUUUAAUACAAUGUCUGAGCACAUGAUAUGCUAUAAUAGUAGCUGUCGAGCCGUUAACAAAACUACUUUAACUGACUCGUGUUAUAGUCCACUUUGUAUUAGACAUGUGAGUGUACGAAAUGAUCUUCUAGCAUUAUUACGAAGAAUGAAUAUAUUAAAAUCAGAACUAACAGCAUUAAAAGCAACAAUACCUAAAGAUUCGGGUGUAUUAAAUAUAAAGACUGAAAAUACUGAUAAUACUUCAGGCGAACCAGUUCAAAUUAAAACUGAAGUUAAAAAAGUAGAAAAUAUUGUAGUUAAAAGUGAACAGGUAACUCAAGAAAAUGAUCAAGUUAAAACUGAGAGUAUCGCCAAUCAAAAAGAUAUAAAAACAGAAAGUGAAGAUGAACAAAAUGUGAAAGUUGAUGUCAUCAGCAGUCCUACUGGUCUAAGUGUUUUGAAGCCGGCAAGGAAAAGAGGUGGUGCUAAGCGGGAAGGCGUUUUAGUAGAUUGUAUAGAUGAUGGACGUAUUUAUUCUACUGAAGAUACACGAAAAAAGAUUUAUUUAAAGAAGCUUUCGAGUAAUAAUGUUCCUGUUAAAAAGAAAGCAGAGAAAAUUAAGUAUCCUCCUACUUCACGAUUUUAUACACGUAGUAAACGCUGCAGUUUAUUAGUAUUACCUAAACACGAGCUUCAAAAAUUAGCUAGACGCGGUGGACAUGAUAUUGUAAAUGGUUUCAAUCCAAAUAGCAAAACCAAUAAUGCUGUGUGGCCAUAUCCUUGUCCAAGACCAUAUUUUAAAACAUGUUGGCUUUAUAGAACAAUAAUGUUUAACACCAUAUCAGCUGCUGCAUUACAAUUAAGAAUCUUGUGGGCGUGCCUAAAAUGGGAUGAGUUAACUUCUAAAACUGCUCAUUUGGCUAGUAAACGAGAAGUAACAACUGAAACUGAAUUAAUUACUACAGAAACUUUAGAGUGCCGUACUUCAGGCCAGUUCAAUGAACAUACUGAAUAUUUAAUACGCAAAGUUGUAAUACCAUUAGAUAUACCAAAACAAGUCAGGGAGGUGACACCCAUACGAAGUGGUUUAAGAAAACGUAAAAGAGAGGAAGCUCCAAGAAACACUGCACCACAGGUAUCUGAAGUGUGGGUAGAUGAAAGUAAAUUGGAGCUGGUAGAAAUUAAGCAGUUCCAUGAAAGAGUGGAACGUGAAAUGCAAAUGCAACAAGCCAUGAAAACACGUGCAUCUUCAGCUUUUGCUAAUAAAUUAUUGCAUAAUGAUUCUUCUCACAAUCGAAAUAUAAAUGAUAAACUUCGUUUACAAAACUCAGAUGCAACUGAAAACAUAAAAGAGCAACUAGAACAGUCUCUCAGAGCCCAAAGAAUAGCUUAUAAAAGAUCAUCAGUAAAUAAUGAUAAUAACUCUUCAAAUAAGAAAUUGUGCAUGGAAGUAUCCAACUCACAGAGUCUGGUGACUAGCAGUUCAACACAACGUAUGAAACUUGUACCUGGUGAAGGUGGAAGAUUAAGGCUGAUGCCUAAUAAUAAACCUUUAGCUCAAAGUCCUACUUUACUUCAAUCUUCCCCACGAGUUGUCAAUAAACCAACUACUACUACUACUAAUACCACUCCAUCUACUCGACGUAUAUUCAUGACUAAAUGUCCAGAUGGUAAAACCAGACUUGUGACAACACCAAAAACAAUAAUCACUGACACUAGUGUAAUAAAUCAAAACUCAAUGAAGAUUCAAUCGUCAAACUCACAAAUAGUAACAACUAAUAAUGUUACACAACAAAAAUUACAAUGUAUUAAAGGUGAAGACGGAAAAUUACAAUUCAAAGGUCUUUUACCAGGACAACAACUUAUUCAACUACCCGAUGGAAAAUUGCAUGUGACCAACUACAUAAAUUCUAGCCCAUCUCGAAAUGUGCAGAUAGCUAAGAAUACAAUAUUGACAAAUAAUAAUAAUUUUCAAAAGUCUGGAACUCAAACAAUUAUUUUGAAUCGAGCAUCACAGCCUAUUCAACAAGUUUUAAAACCUCAAACAUCUCAAGUGGUAGUUUCAGGUGGACAGCUAGUAAAUGUUUCACAAGGUCAACAAAUGAUUGUGCAACAUAUUAAUCCAAAUAAAGCUACUAUAGCCACUAUUAAUGGACAACAAGUUCUAAUACGACCUAAUACUAGUACCUCUGCCAAUAUAAUAAGUAGUGGUGGCCAGACAAUUAAGUUUGUACGACCUCAGCAAAAUGUACAAAAAGUUAAUCAAUCUGUACCUCCACUAUCACCUAGAGUUACUCAUACAACUGGAAUUGUUCAAGACCAACAUAGAUCAGUACCAACUGUAUCCGCACCAAUUGUUGAUGAACAAGAAAAAUUAUUAUUAGCUAAUCAGCCCCCUGGUACAGUAAUAAAAUGUAUCACUGCUCAAGUUAUUCAAAGUCCAACACAAGGUAAUAAAAUAGUGUUACAAGGGUUGCAAGGUAAUGAUUUCACACCUCAACAAUUGCAACUUGUACAGCAACAAGUUAAACAACAACUCUUAAAAGCCCAAGAAUCCAGCGGUACUCAAGGAGUGUUAGGCCCUACAAAAAUUUAUCUAGCUGUUCAACCACCAGAUUCUCAACUCCCUCCUGUGCAAAAAACUGGAAUUGUACCACCCGUCACAACCCAAGCUACGGUUAAAAUUGAACCUUCUCCUAAGCCAUCAGUUUCUGUUUCAAACAACAUCUCAGAAAGCUUAACUCAAACUAAAACUGAACCACCAUCAAAGUCUCCAGUUAAUAAAACCCCGGUUAGUAAGGAAGAGCUAACUGAGUCCUCCAAUUCAUUUGUAGUGACUCCAAACUAUAUUAGUCAAUCUAUUAAAAAUGUCUUGAAAAAUGAAGAUUUAAAUCCAGAAACACAAGAGAAACUGUUACAAUUACAAAAAUAUCAAGAACAAAAAUUGCGUGAUCCAGUACCGCAACCUACAGUAACUGCAUCUUCUGUAAGAAAACGAUCUUGUGAUGCCGAUAAUUUGUCAGAAUUUGAACCACCCAAAAAAACAACUGAACGUGAUAAUUCUGGGCUGCUGGUGCCUCCUGAACAGUCAAAAUUGUAUCAGACUCUAAAACAAGGAGAUGAUCUUCGUAAAAUGCAACAACUUCAAUCAAAACUCCAGAAUGAAAUAGCUGCUAACGUAACUGUUUCAUCAGCUGAUUCUACGACCACAUCCACUAAUGUGACUGAAAAGUCUAACUCAAUAACACCAGUUUCUACACAAGUGACUCCUCCUCCUCAACCUCAAGGUAGUAGCAAACGUAAACACGCUUCAGGUCCACCAACCACCAUACAAACUACACCACAUGCCAAUACUAAUUCCAAAACUAGUAAUUUGGGCCCUGGUCGACGACGACCAAUGAAGACUUCUCCUCCAGCACCAAAUCGUAAUCAUUCACGACCAUCAUCAUUAACGCCAGUUAAAAAAUCCAGCCCAAAGAAAAGUAAAAAAGAAAAAAUUAUGUGUCUAUGCCGAACACCUUAUGACAGUUCUAAGUUUUAUGUUGGCUGUGAUAUGUGUCACAACUGGUUCCAUGGUUCUUGUGUCGGCAUCACUGUGCAAAUGUCUAAAAGAAUUUCUGAAUGGUUUUGUCCAGAGUGCAAGCGAUCUAGAGAUCCUGAAGUUCUCUAUUGUAUAUGUAAAAAACCAUAUGAUGAUCAACAAUUUUAUAUUUGCUGUGAUAAAUGCCAAGACUGGUUCCAUGGUAGCUGUGUUGGUGUAUUACAGUGUGAGGGCGAUAAAAUGGAUGACUACAAUUGUCCUAGGUGUAUGUCCAACUCUGAAAUCAAUUUUGCUAAUUUGAAAUCAUUGAACCAACAAGACAACGAUGACUUAUUGAAACUCAUCAAACAAAUACAUUCGCAUAAAAGUGCAUGGCCUUUCAUGGAUCCAGUAGAUCCUCAUGAAGCUCCUGAUUAUUACAAUGUUGUCAAGGAGCCUAUGGACUUGAAUUGCAUUGGUAAAAAUGUGACCGAUAAGAAGUACAAGAAUCUCACAGAAUUCAUUCGUGAUAUGAUCAAGGUUUUUGAUAAUUGUAGGUAUUAUAAUCCACGUGAGUCGCAAUUCUAUAAGUGUGCCGAAAUCUUAGAACAGUUUUUUGUGUCAAAAUUGAAAAAUCUAAGGGACAAAUUUUGUGAACAAUACAUGGAAGUCUAAAAAAUAGUUUUCAAUUAUUGUGAUAAUUUUCUUAGCAUCAUACAUUUAAAAUGUUUUUUU
Molecule: messenger RNA, 7989 nt
Organism: Melanaphis sacchari
Lineage: Eukaryota; Metazoa; Arthropoda; Insecta; Hemiptera; Aphididae
Gene: E(bx)
Product: nucleosome-remodeling factor subunit NURF301
Exons: 36
Coding region: 601-7929 (2442 amino acids)
Biological process (GO): regulation of transcription by RNA polymerase II
Cellular component (GO): NURF complex
Molecular function (GO): RNA polymerase II cis-regulatory region sequence-specific DNA binding
Source: RefSeq, a predicted model, not a curated record